Messenger RNA from Copidosoma floridanum, 4081 nucleotides. RefSeq names its product nuclear hormone receptor 3 ROR-beta (gene Hr3). Lineage: Eukaryota; Metazoa; Arthropoda; Insecta; Hymenoptera; Encyrtidae. Gene Ontology annotation, biological process: regulation of transcription by RNA polymerase II. Gene Ontology annotation, molecular function: RNA polymerase II cis-regulatory region sequence-specific DNA binding; nuclear receptor activity; zinc ion binding. The record is from RefSeq and is a predicted model, not a curated record. Gene Ontology annotation, cellular component: nucleus.
UCGGCGAGGAGCUGCACGGGGACGAUGACGCCCCCCGAGCUCCGGCAAGCCAACGAGCCCGUGGGGCCCACCGGCGCGAGUCAACAGUUACCCCAACGAGCCCAUUUCGAUCAAGACAGAUUGGAUUUCUGAAAUCCUCGAGGCCAUUACACAAACAGAUGGCAAAAAUGGCUCCAGAGUCGUGCGAGUCCUGUAAAAUCUUGCCAGACUUUCGAGUGUUGCAGUAGUGCUACUUUGCGACGUAUACGCACAGUCACGCAAAUAGUAGACAUACAUCCUAUGUAUAGCUCUCUAUCUCUCUCUUUUUUUCUCUCCUCAUAAACGCACACAAGAUUUCUAGUCCUAUUUAGAAGAAACCAACAAUAGUAACAACUACGGAAUCAAUGACUAUCUAUUUUGAUUCAAGUCACUCGAUAAAAAUCAUAUAACUUUUGAUUCGUAAUUCAUGGUGCUAGAACAGGAAAAAGAGUUUUCCUAAAUCAAGAAAAAAAAAAAAAAAGUUCGUUAUAGUCUAGUCAUAAAAAAAGUGCUUCGUCGAACAAUGCUAUGUGUAAAAAAAGGAUGAUAAUUACGAAAAGCCGGGACAUAGUGUCAAUUUUGAAUGAGCGAUCGCGUGAAAAUUCGUGAGGAAAGACAAAGGAAAAAGUAAAGCAAAGUUAAAGCAACGAUGGCGGAAAGUGCUGGCAGUCCAGGUGCGAGUAACACAACGACCAAUAGUCCGCCACUGCCACAACCACCACCACCGCAGCAGCAACAACAGACGACGCACACGCAACAGCCUCCGGACAUAAGCAGCUCACAACUGGCCUCACCACCCAUCACCGGAACAGCCCAGAUCGAAAUAAUCCCGUGCAAGGUUUGUGGUGACAAGAGCAGCGGCGUCCACUAUGGGGUGAUAACGUGCGAGGGCUGCAAGGGUUUUUUCAGACGAUCGCAGUCCUCAGUCGUGAAUUAUCAAUGCCCGAGAAACAAGAACUGUGUUGUCGAUCGAGUCAACAGAAACCGGUGUCAGUACUGCCGGUUACAAAAGUGCCUAAGGCUGGGCAUGUCCAGAGAUGCCGUUAAAUUUGGACGAAUGUCAAAGAAGCAGAGGGAAAAGGUCGAGGACGAGGUGAGGUUUCACCGGGCGCAAAUGAGAGCAGCGUCGGAAACAGCACCAGAUAGUAGUGUUUUCGAACACCAGACGCCAAGCAGCUCGGAUCAACAUCACUCUUAUAACGGAGGUUACGCAUACGGAGGUAGCGAGUAUGCGUCGCCGGGGCCAGGAAGCGGAGGAUACUACAACGCGGGUUUGGCAAACUACGAGCUAAGCGCUGACUACGUUGACAGCACGACGGCCUACGACCCACGGCCGACCCAAACGCAGGUUGACACAGUAGCGCCCGACACGGCCUCCGUCACCGCCACGGGGGUCAUGCCCGUCGUAACCACUGGUAAGUCACCACUGCACGCGGACGCAACUAGCCCUGGCGGUGGUUGUGGCGGCAACGGCGCCGGGGGUGGCGGCGGUGAUACCGCCAACGGGGCUGGAAACAACGCUGGUGGGAAUAGUUGCACGGUGUCCAGCAACAACCGUACGAGCAGUGGUAACACGGUGAGCGGCGGCGGAUCGCUGAGCGGUGGUGGUAUCGUCGCGGUCAAGCAGGAAACCACGGUCGAGCUCGCCAGUCUUGGCCACGGCUCCUACACGAUGGUCGACUCGACGACUUUUCUCAGCGGGCAACAGAGCACGCCCCCCACCGCCAGGCUACAGGCCUCCGCCCAGCUUCAGACGGACGACGAUGAAGUUCCCAGUAUGUCCCUUGCGAUGAGAUAUCCGCAAGAAGUCAACGAAAUGCUGGCGAAGGCGAUAGCAGACGCACACGCCAGGACGUGCCUGGUGCCGACCGAACAGAUACAGGAAUCGUUCCGGAGUUGCCAGCCACGCGACACUAGGCUGCCGUACUACCUGGACACGAGUCACGAGCAGCUCUGGCUCGAGUGCGCCCAGAAGCUCACGAACGUCAUCCAGGUGAUCAUCGAGUUCGCCAAAAUGGUCCCGGGCUUCAUGAAGCUCUCCCAGGAUGACCAGAUAGUCCUCCUCAAAGCUGGUUCCUUCGAACUGGCAGUGCUACGUAUGAGCAGGUACCUCGACCUCAACACCAACUGCGUACUGUACAGUGAAACUUUGCUGCCAAAGGAGGCAUUUUUCACGAACGACACAACCGAAAUAAAGCUCGUGUCUUGCGUCUUUGAUCUCGCCCGGAACAUCGCCGAGCUGAAGCUCACGGAAACAGAGCUCGCCCUUUACAGCGCGGCUGUACUUCUCAGUCAUGAUCGACCGGGACUGAAGGGCCACGCGGAGGUCCGAAGAAUUUACGACGCGGUGCUGCGAGCCCUGAGGUCCGAGCUGGACCGCAGCCACUCGGUACCUUUGAAGGGGGACGUGACCGUGUGCGACGCGAUGAUCGCCAAGAUACCCCAGCUUAGAGACGUGUCCCUCAUGCACAUGGACGCCCUCGCCAAGUUUAAGCGGUCGCAGCCUCACCUCGAGUUCCCGGCCCUUCACAAGGAGCUCUUCAGCGUCGACAGCUGAACGCGUGACGGAAAUCUAGUCUUGACAUCGAAAAGGAGCAAGCCCGACCAAUCAUCGUCAUCCUCAUCGUCGUCAUCUUCGUCGCCGCAGCAUCACCAACAGCAAACACCCCCAAACGACGACGACGACGGCAAUGACGGCCACUUUGAGUAAUAAACAGCUGGGGCAUUGCUCUGUCAAGAUUAUUUCCUUCGUAUUGAACAUUUUGGGCCUUAAAUAAACAUAAUAUUGUUAUAUAAAGUAUAAACAGAGCAACAUAAAGAAUAUAAGGAAGAUAUAUAUAUAUAUAUAUAUGCAUACAUAUACAUAUAUAGAUAUAUGUAUAUGCAUGUGUACAUGAAUACGUUUAUUGGAAUACAAUAUUAAUAUAAAUAUAAGAUUAUGUAUACACAUACAAAUAUAUAUGUAUAUAAGUAUAGUAUUAUAUAUUUAUAUAUACAUAUAUUUAUUUGUAUCUUAAAGAGCUAUCGGUUGUUAUGACAAAACAAAUACACACAUACACAGAAAGUGAUACACCAACAACAUGCACAUACAUUAUUGACUAUGGAUAAUUGUGUAAGAAGGAUACAACUAGAGCGACCUCAAAACAAACAAAAUGUGAUUCGCAAAAAAAGAGAAUUCAUAAAAAAAGUGACUGCAUGUCCGACAAAAAUUACGACUGAGCAAGCUGCGCCUUUUACUGAACUGUACAGAUCAGUUUUUGGUAACACAUGUCAUAAAACAUGUUCGGCGUGCAAAAGUUUGAAGCCGAUGUUGAUGAAAAAUUGCCACAAUAAGGACGUCAAGUUCAACAGUCACAAAAAUAAAGAUUAAAAUUACUCUAAAAGUAUUCGUGCUUAGUUCAAUUAGGCUACAAAUGCAUUAAUGGGUAUGUCGACACAAUGUCGUAUGACAGUCAUUUAAUUGAUUCAUUGGACAUGCAAACAACGAUAAGAUUUGCUCGGUCGUGACAGAGGACUGUAUGAUGAUUCUUCAGAAAGGCACAAGUGAUGAAUUAAAAGCUAAUCACGUUAAAAAUUGGUAUUUGCUUGUUUUUGGGUCCCUCCACUCGAGCAUUGUAUUUUUAAUUUCAUUAUUCUCAUGAUUCGAGUGCGAAUAAAAUAAAAUGAAUUUAAAAAUAGAUAUUGACAGUAGCAAGUGUUUUGUCGACGAUACGCGCCCUUUGUAAUACAACAGAAUUUCUUUCAAUACGCUUGAUAAAAAAUAACCAUUGGCUAAUGGAAAAAUCAUAUACAUGCGAAAGCAAAAAAUGUAGAUCAAGUGAUGAAUUAAAAAAGUAGUAAUAGUUACGAUAGACAAAUUUUUUGUAAUUUCGACUCGUUUUCCGGAAGCGCGUAAUGCACGUGUGGCAGUUAUCUGUUUUUAUCCUGUCAAUUUAUAAUAGUUUAAAAAAAAAAAUAAUAAAGAAAUAAAUAAUGGAAUCUGGUAUUCCACUUAUUGCAAAGUUAAAAGUUAUAUAAAUAUACUGUAAUGUACAAAAUAUUUCUAUGAAAUUUUUAAUGAAAA